Bursaphelenchus xylophilus (pine wood nematode) is the source of this 4197-nucleotide messenger RNA. The record is from the annotation of a GenBank genome assembly. NCBI's taxonomy places the organism in Eukaryota, Metazoa, Nematoda, Chromadorea, Rhabditida, Aphelenchoididae.
AUGGCGUAUUCCAUUUUCAUCCACCUUUUUCUUGCUUCACUAUUCCCAUUAUCUUCCUGUCAAUUCCCAUUCUACAACGACGAGAAAGAACAGUACUACGAGUCGAAGAAUUUUAUCAAAAGUUCGGCGUUUGCUGUGGUAGGUUAUUAUCCUUGUUUUCAUUCAUUCAAGGGGUAAUUGGUCUGACCUUGAGAAGGUAUUAUUAGGGUGAAAAACGAAAGUAAAGAUCAAUAAUAGAAAGUGUUUUUUCAGACAAGAAAAGGAGAUUAUCCAGUCAGCCAAGCCUCGCAUGUUCCAGACCUGAAGCAAUUCUUGUUGAAACGGAGGAAACAAGAAGAGUAAGUGUUAUUCGCAAAAGCCAAGCCCCAAAACGGCCUCCGCCGGUAAAAAAAGUCUCCGCGGAGCCUUCGCCAAUGUGUGAAACAUUCGGAAAUACAUAAUUCCGGAACCAAGACUAGCUGACUACAUCGUAACAGAUGUAAAAAACCUAAUCUCAUCGGUAGUUAAGCCGUCUGGACUUUGUAAUUUUCAAAAAAGACGUCAAAUGUCUCCGCCGAAAAAUGAUCUCUCCGCCGAUGUAGGAAAAAAUUCUUUUGCGUAUUCUAAAAUCGCUCAUCGUCGAAUUUUAAAAUCAAUUUAAACUUCUUGAAUAUCUACAAAGAGCACAAAGAUAUUCGCAAAAAACUUUCUGCCAUAUUUCUUCAAGCACCCCGUAAGAAAAAAGAUUUUUUUCGGGGUAAAAACCGCAAAAUGUGGUAAAGAUUUCUACGAGAUAAUUUACUGAAAAUUGAUGUAAUAUUUUUCAGGCUAAAAAAGAAACGUGCCAAGCUUGCUGGGCUGCCCACAGUCGCUCAAAGAAUCAACGAAAACAAGCAAACCAAACGAUUCAAACAAGCCUCACGUAGCUCCGAAGACAGCGAUGAGAUUUUCAGAGUAAGCCAAUACAGGGUGACAAAUAAAAAACGCAGCUUUUUUCCCCAUUACCGUAAUCUUUCAGACAAAUUCUCGCAACCUCCAAAACGUAGAGCCUUUCGCUAAAAACGAAACCUUCUUUGUGACCGUCCCCAUCAGCAUUGCUCGGCACAAAAAUGAAGAGAAUGACAUUUGUGUGGUCAAUGCGAUCACUAAGAAUUGUUGUAACGCCAGUUUGGAGGCUGCAAUUGUUGAAGCGUACGAUGAAAUCCGAAGCAAUCCUCAAUUUGUGCAGUGUAAUUUACAUCGGAUAGUUCAAAGUGUGCAAAAUGUAAGUUUAUAGGGUAAAGUACGAAAUAUAGGACAGGUUUUUUUUCAAUAAUAUUAUGGAACUGGGACGACUGGGGAAACCGAAAAGUAUUAUUUUUCUUCGAUUCAAGUGUCGAAAUUAGGAUAAUCGAGGGUGCUGAUUUUGAAAAUGACGUUCAUUUUUUGAUAGUUACUUUUUUCCUUAAGUAGUACUGUAAAGUAGUAAUUUUUUGUAUUUUUUCACAAAUACUCGAUUUAGGGGUUUUCGAUGGUGCUGAUUCCGAAAAUCUUUUUCAUUUUUUCUGAUUUGAAAGCAGCACCAUCGAAAACCCCCAAACCGAGUAUUCAUGAAAAAAAAUCGAAAAUUUUAUACUUUACAGUAAGGAAAAAAGAAACUAUCAAAAAAAUGAAUGUCAUUUUCGAAAUCAGCACCCUCGAUUAUCCUAAUUUCACACUUGCAUCGAAGAAAAAUAAUAUUUUUCGGUUUCCGCAAUCGUCCUUUUCCCUCAACCGUCCAACUCCGCUUUCCAGCCGAUCAAAAAACGCAAGAAUUCAGCUAAAAAAAUUUCGUCUAGCCUACUCUCCUCACUUCCCGUGAUCUCUCGCAAGUCUUUUAAAAGACGAUUUCUGAGUCAGUGCGUCAGCCGUGGACAUAGGAAAAAAUCGAUUUUGAGUUUUUUGCAUUAAAAUGACUGUUGGAAGGGGCUAAGCAAAAGCGAACAAUAUUUUUUCCCAAAUCCUUCGUUAAGGUAUAUUUUUUUACAAUUAACUGUUUUAGAAGUAAUCACCUCUAGCUGUGGUAUCUUGCCUUACAGUGCAGUGAUUUGACGGCUACUGUAGUUUUUGACCCUUGCGAACACGAUGGAGUGAUUAUUUUUCCCGGUUUCCUACUGUAACAUACCGUAAUACCAUAUCGACCGCUAAAAAACGGUCGUAAAAUCUUUGUUUCUAAAAACCCCCAGCUGAUUUUUUGAUAUGUUAAUCAGCGUAAAAUUCUGCUCUAGACCCAAUCAAAAAAAGUGCAAAAAGUGGUGCGACAAAUUUCGUGGUGUAGUGGUUAGUGGGCGGGACUACCAUUCCAGCGUCCCGGGUUCGAUCCCGGCUGGGUGCAAAUGUCAAAAAAAUGCCGCAAAUCAAUUUUAAUGUAAAAAUAAGGAAUGUCCGAAGAACAAAAAGCAAUUUUAAAUGAUUAUGACACCUCUGUUUUCGAGUAAACCCGGUUUAAUGUAAUCUUAGCGGCUGAAAACGGAAAAAAUAAAAGUGCUUCAAAUGUGAUAAAAUUCAUAGAUAUGGUUCUACAGGUUAUUAUAAGAAACUUUUCCGUUAGUCUUUUUUUGUAGCUUACAGUAUAACGGAUUACUGUAACAUGAAACUAUUUAUAAAAAAUCGAUUUUCCCUUCGAUGUUCUUGAAAAAAGGUUGGGAUUUUUUGUUAGACCGCUCUGCCAGCAAAAAAAGUCGCCUUUCGUUAUCCGAAACAAAAUUCCAAAUUAUUUCGAGUAUGUUCUGACGUCAUCGUUGAUCGCUAAUACGGUGAACGAUUAUUCAGGUAUUCCAAAUCAUCCUGCCAUAAAAAAUAUUUUUUCUCACAGAUAAGCUUCUUGGUAAUAAUUCUGCACAUUAUGACUUUACUUCCAGCUCUCUUUCGCCAUGUAGAACGCAAAAUACGAAAUUCUGCAUUAUGCUACAGUAAUCCGUUAUACUGUAAGCUACAAAAAAAGACUAACGGAAAAGUUUCUUAUAAUAACCUGUAGAACCAUAUCUAUGAAUUUUAUCACAUUUGAAGCACUUUUAUUUUUUCCGUUUUCAGCCGCUAAGAUUACAUUAAACCGGGUUUACUCGAAAACAGAGGUGUCAUAAUCAUUUAAAAUUGCUUUUUGUUCUUCGGACAUUCCUUAUUUUUACAUUAAAAUUGAUUUGCGGCAUUUUUUUGACAUUUGCACCCAGCCGGGAUCGAACCCGGGACGCUGGAAUGGUAGUCCCGCCCACUAACCACUACACCACGAAAUUUGUCGCACCACUUUUUGCACUGUUUUUGAUUGGGUCUAAAGCAGAAUUUUACGCUGAUUAACAUAUCAAAAAAUCAGCUGGGGGUUUUUAGAAACAAAGAUUUUACGACCGUUUUUUAGCGGUCGAUAUGGUAUUACGGUAUGUUACAGUAGGAAACCGGGAAAAAUAAUCACUCCAUCGUGUUCGCAAGGGUCAAAAACUACAGUAGCCGUCAAAUCACUGCACUGUAAGGCAAGAUACCACAGCUAGAGGCGAUUACUUCUAAAACAGUUAAUUGUAAAAAAAUAUACCUUAUAGAAGGAUUUGGGAAAAAAUAUUGUUCGCUUUUGCUUAGCCCCUUCCAACAGUCAUUUUAAUGCAAAAAACUCAAAAUCGAUUUUUUCCUAUGUCCACGGCUAACUGGCGGCUGAUUCACUGACUCAGAAAUCGUCUUUUAAUAUCAUUACUGAUGAUAAAAUUUUUAACGCUCUAUUAACGGAACGUGUAUUAAAGAACGUUUAAAAAAAAUAUUUAACCAUUUCCAGACAGUUGAACAACGAUUUGGACGACAAUUUGAGGUUGUUGUAUCACCAACUCCAUUCGUCUCAAAAUCUCAUCAAGCCAAUAGUAUGCAUUGUGAAUUGAAGUUGGAUGGAAAGUAUAUUGUGGUUUAUGAGACUCCCAAUCAGGAGGAAGAGGUGGGACAUUCUGAAAAUUGUUUUUGAGGCCUUUUUAACUGAUUUUUUAAAAGAAAUCGGAGAAAGUCUGAGAUUUUUUAAAAUUUUGGCCCGAAAAAGGCAAACUCUCCCAUUUUACGGACUAAUUUCAGAUCGAUUUGAUUGAUGUUCGCCAAUUCCUCUCUCCACAUGAACCCCCAGACAAUUUCGAGCCAAUUGCGCAAGAGGAAAUGCAGAGAAUUCGGAGAAAAUUGAACGCAGAAACCCAUUCGAAGAAAUCAACAUAUUUAGUAUAUGGACCUAUUGAUUAG